Molecule: messenger RNA, 690 nt
Organism: Olea europaea var. sylvestris
Lineage: Eukaryota; Viridiplantae; Streptophyta; Magnoliopsida; Lamiales; Oleaceae
Exons: 1
Coding region: 1-690 (229 amino acids)
Source: RefSeq, a predicted model, not a curated record
AUGAAUGCAUUAUCAGAACAUUUUAGUCAGAACAAGCAAAGAUUUAAAUUCUAUGUUGUUGUUAAAGGUAAAAAUCCAGGAAUUUUUCAUUCUUGGAUAGAAGUUUUAGAUUGCAUUAAAAAUUUCCCAGACCCUCUUUACAAAGGUUUUACAAAUUUUCAAGAAGCAUUAGAUGCAGCAAGACAGCAUAUAGGAAUAAAUUUUUAUUUAUCUCAUUCUUUAAAGAAUUAUUCUGACCCUCCAUUAGACUUCUCUCCAAACAAAGACCAGAAUAUUUUUUGCCAACAUUGUGAGUGUAUGCAGAGAAAUUACAAAGUUAUUAAUGAAGCCAACCAGAACUUCUCAUUAGAAAGAACCCAACUUCAAAAGAAAGUAGCCCAACUUGAAAAAGAGAUUUUGGAUUUAAAAGUCCAAUAUCCAACAGGUACUAUGGAGCCCAAGAAGUCCAUAGCUAGUCCAGGCCAAACGGUAGCUGGUAAAGACUUAUCAAAUCCGUUGAAGAUUGUGGAGUUACCAAAAGCCCAACAGACUCAGGGGACUGUUGAUUCCUCUACUAAAUCAGAUAAUCAGACUAAGCAGACUGAUAAUUCUGCUACAGAAAAAGGUAAAGAGAUUUGGGAUCUCUUAGGACAACCCAGUGGAAAAUUUGAUUACUUAAUAAAAUAUAGUCCACCAGAACAUUUUUCAUGA